Molecule: messenger RNA, 984 nt
Organism: Schistocerca nitens (vagrant locust)
Lineage: Eukaryota; Metazoa; Arthropoda; Insecta; Orthoptera; Acrididae
Exons: 1
Coding region: 1-984 (327 amino acids)
Source: RefSeq, a predicted model, not a curated record
AUGGCAGACAUGAGGUGCCUCAGGUACCUCCUGCCAACGCUUCUGCUCUCUUACGUCAUCUGCUCCCAGCAGAGCUCUGCUGAAAUAGCAGCAGAAGAUGCUGACACUGCUCUGGAGCUGAUCGACUUGGACCAAAAGAUGGCGGCCGCUUUUGGAGGAUUUUUCAGUGAAAAUUAUGGGCAUGGCGGUGGUGGAGGCGGCCACGGUGGUGGAGGCCAUGGAGGCGGUGGUGGAGGCCACGGCGGUCACGGUGGCUACGGAGGUGGUGGACAUGGAGGAUAUGGCGGUGGCCAUGGAGGUGGUGGUGGAGGUCAUGGUGGAUAUGGUGGUGGUGGUCACGGAGGUGGUGGCGGCGGCCAUGGAGGAUAUGGUGGCGGCGGCCAUGGAGGUGGUGGUGGAGGUCAUGGAGGUGGUGAUGGAGGCCAUGGUGGUCAUGGAGGCUAUGGAGGUGGUGGUCAUGGAGGAUAUGGCGGCGGCGGCCAUGGAGGUGGUGGUGGAGGUCAUGGAGGUGGUGGUGGCGGCCACGGCGGUCAUGGAGGCUAUGGAAGUGGUGGUCAUGGAGGAUAUGGCGGCGGCGGCCAUGGAGGUGGUGGUGGAGGUCAUGGAGGAUAUGGUGGUGGUGGUCACAGAGGUGGUGGCGGCGGCCAUGGAGGAUAUGGUGGCGGCGGCCAUGGAGGUGGUGGUGGAGGUCAUGGAGGUGGUGAUGGAGGCCAUGGUGGUCAUGGAGGCUACGGAGGUGGUGGUCAUGGAGGAUAUGGCGGCGGUGGCCAUGGAGGUGGUGGUGGAGGUCAUGGAGGAUAUGGUGGUGGUGGUCACGGAGGUGGUGGUGGCGGCCAUGGUGGAUAUGGAGGAGGUGGUCAUGCAGGUGGUGGCGGUGGACAUGGUGGCUAUGGGGGUGGUGGUCAUGGAGGUGGUGGUGGUGGUCAUGGCGGCAGUGGUGGAGGUGGCCAUGGUGGAUAUGGCCAUUACAUCUCAUACUACUAA